Galendromus occidentalis (western predatory mite) is the source of this 2732-nucleotide messenger RNA. Its product is annotated as synergin gamma. Bases 1 to 2541 code for a protein of 846 amino acids. Gene Ontology annotation, molecular function: protein binding. The record is from RefSeq and is a predicted model, not a curated record. Gene Ontology annotation, cellular component: clathrin coat of trans-Golgi network vesicle. The transcript is spliced from 4 exons. Lineage: Eukaryota; Metazoa; Arthropoda; Arachnida; Mesostigmata; Phytoseiidae.
AUGGACCCUUUGAAAUCCUUCGAGAAAAAACUCCUCUCAGGAAGCCUGAUCGAUGCAUCGAAAUUGAAACAAAAUCGUCCAUCAUGGCUAGAUCCGUCGAGGGUACCGCGCAUCUAUAGGGAUUUGGAAGCGCUCGUCACGGUUCCGAACGGGGUCGAGGCGCCUGGGGAGCGAACUCCGCUCGACACGGCUAAAGUUUACCAGCUUCUCCUUGCAUCGGGCUUGCCGCAACCGAUUCUUGCCUCGAUAUGGGAGCAAUGCUCCAGAGCAGUCCCUGGCAUCUUGGUUCGGCACGAAUUCUAUCAGUCAUUAGCUUUAGUAGCUCUGUGUCAGGUAGGCAAGCAGCCGAAUUUGCAGCUGCUCCCGACUCUACCAAGCGCUCCCAUACCUCAGCUCGCCAUCCCAGGGUAUCCACUACCUCUGGCAGCUGUGGUUCAGCCUCAGAUCGGUCGGCCGAUUCCCCCUCAAGUUCCGGACGCAACGAGUUCAACUCAGCAAACGUCGAUUGAACCAACCGUCUCACCAAAAGCAAACGGGAAUCCCCUAGACCUGACAGCGGUCACGACCCAAUCGGCGGAAGACGAGGACGAUUUCGCGGAAUUCCAAUCAGCUCCGUCCAGGAUAGACGGAAAUCGGAGUGCGGCGGACCCGAUUCCUCUGAGAAUCUCAGUACCUGAAGCGCUUCCCAGCGAGUACCUUGUAGAUAGAUCUUCCAUUUCGUCUCCGCUCGCGCCUGUAACAAUCCGCGCUGGGGACCCUGAUGAUCUCCUUCCAACGAGUUCACAAAUCAAACAAAGUUCACCGUGUCAAAAAAUUCCGAAGUCGACAAUCGCAGCGAGCUCGCCCAAACAAUUGAAAGUGCUGCCGUCAGCCUCGCUGUUCGAUUCUAUAACGUUUCCCGUCGCAGAAAACGUGCAGCCCCCCAGCGAGAGCAACCCAUGGCUAGGUUUUUCGCUCGAAGCUCCCGGGGGAAAAUCGGCAUCGAAAAAGACCGUCAGGAAAGCGAUCAAAGACGCUAGGCAUGAGGCUCCGUUAGCAGCUCAGAUCAAUUCCACGACCCAGAAAGAGAGCGCUGUCGCAACGAACGGUGUCGAUGACGGAUUCGAUGAUUUCGAUGACUUCCAAAGCGCACCCGUGGAGGCUCAAAAUCGAGCACCGGGGCCUGACUCAGAGACGAGCCACGCGAAAGAUUUCCCAAGCCCACCAGACGAGGACAAGUACUCGGUGUUCCGUCUUCUCGAUGGAUCACCGGAUGAAUGUCCGGACGGGGAGUCAUUUGCUCGCGAAUCAGACGCGCACCCGACCCUGUUGUUCCCCGCAGGCGAGAGAGAGCAAAAACCCUCCCGGAGCUCCGCACCCAGCGCCUCGACCUCGAGUGGGGGAGACGGAGGAGUUCCAGUGGAUAUUCUAUCGCUCAUCAAACUCCCCAGCAUUCCUGCAGUCGAGAGUUCAUUCGACGGAGACCUGUCGCAAUUUGAUUUGCUCUCUCUGAGCGCCGGCGACGAAGUCACCAAUCGCGAUUCGACAUCGGCCCUCAUCGAGCUCCAAGAUAUCGACAUCGGCUUCCUGGCCGUCGAUGGUCCCGUGGCUUCGCAUCCGAGUUCGGUCGAAGCAUCACCCGCCAAAUCGGUCGCCUCUGGCAUGAGUAUAGGCGAGUCUCGGGGCGGGGAGAAGCGCUUAUCUCUUUUCACGUCAAAAGCGAACUACGCCGAAUGCGCCUCUCUGUCCAGCUUUGAAUUGGGUCCGAGCACCGAGAGUAACUAUUCGUCACCAACCAAAGGGUCGAUCGUGUCUCUGGAGCUCAAUUCCCGAAGUCCACCCGAUGACGAAAACGGUGACGAGGACGAUACGCUCGAGUGGACCAUCGAAGCCGAAGAUGCCCAAGCGCCACGCGCGUCGGAGUCCACGUCCGAGAAUAAGCGGAGGGGCUCCGAUGAGUUCUGUUGGGCGCAGCCGCCAAUGUUCCCACCUCCAGAUCCGACAGACCUGGGGAAAAACUCCGCGUUGCCGAGCACGGGAUUAUUCCUCCAGAAUUUCCCCGAAAACCAAUCGAAGGAGGUUACGAGACAGCAGGUGGCAGAUGGCUGGCAGCGAAUUCUGAGCAAAGCAGCUGCGAUCCUAGAAAGCGCCUCCGUGAUCUUGGGAGACGAUCCUGUCGUUCUUGGCGAGAUUUUGUCCACUGCGAAGGGCCAAGCUUACAUUGCGAGUCUUCUCGAAGUUUACAACGUCACCCAACAACUCAAGAAGUCCGCCGAUUUGCACGGCGUCAGAGGUUUGAGCACCCAGCUUAAACAAGUCGAUGACACCUGGCGGGGCAAACUCGACGACCUUGCGACUCGACUCCACUUGAGCGUCGUCUGCAUGGAUCAUUUGAGUUCGCCGAUACGAGCAGAAGAAGAUAUCUGUGCUAUUUGCUCGCUUCCGCUGACUUUGAGGUUGCCUCAGAUCCUGUUCGGUGACAACGGAUAUCACUCGAGCUGCGCGAACUUCUGGGCCAAUGUUCUAGCCGAAGGUCUACCUUGUCUCAAACUUUCUCCAUGAAUGCCGUCCGACAAGUUUCCGAUAUCGAUAUUUAAGGAAUCUCACUGAAACAGUGAUAAAAUAGAAAAGCAUCUUCCAAGGCGUGGUGAUAGACUAUUUCCAUUCCUCCGACCAAGUAUAGCCACAUCGACGGAUAGUAGUGUUGUGUGACAGGAAACGAUUACGAUCAAAAAAUCGUAUGUACAUUCGGA